AUUUUAAUAGAAAUCCUUUAUUUCUAGCCAGCUUUCCUCUUGAAUCAAAGCAUCCUCUCUGGCUCCUGAAUCAGAAUGGCAAAUAAAGCUCAAGAGGACGCUGUCAUCAAUCUCCAGUCCCUCAGAGAUCUUGGCAAGCAACUGAGCUUCGAGUGGCCUAUGGUGGCCUAUGAACUGGGAUUCACACGUGCUGAAAUUAGCCAUAUCCAUGCCCUCACCCCGGAGAAGAGGAGUCAAGCCCAAAAAAUGCUGGAACACUGGUAUGAACGGUCGUGCAACAAACUGAACAGGACAAAGCUGCUUCAAGAGGCUUUGGAAAAAUCGGGAAGACAAGACUUGGCCGAGAGGCUUCGUUGUCUCCACUGGGGCCAUCAGAAGCUGAGCGAUAAGGUGGAGCUGCCCUCGGCGUUCCCCUUUCUCAUCACCGUGUAUAAGACCACGAACAACAAAGAGCGGCUCAGGAAAAUUAACCAGCUUACUCAUCGGUAAACCAGGAAUCUCCCAAAAUCCUCAAGUCAAGAGCCAAGCUGAGCUCAACAGAACUCUUCAAAAAAGUUAAGACUAGGAUAUACUUCCACAAUAACAAGAAAUCGGUUUUAUACAUCAGUCUGGACCCUUCUGUGUGAUCAACUGCUGUUUGAUUA
Protobothrops mucrosquamatus (brown spotted pit viper) is the source of this 644-nucleotide messenger RNA. Its product is annotated as p53-induced death domain-containing protein 1. Lineage: Eukaryota; Metazoa; Chordata; Lepidosauria; Squamata; Viperidae. The record is from RefSeq and is a predicted model, not a curated record. Gene Ontology annotation, biological process: signal transduction. Bases 76 to 489 code for a protein of 137 amino acids. The transcript has 3 exons. Gene Ontology annotation, molecular function: protein binding.